Messenger RNA from Lycium barbarum (goji berry), 994 nucleotides. RefSeq lists its product as uncharacterized. The coding region runs from base 250 to 732 and encodes 160 amino acids. Gene Ontology annotation, biological process: proteolysis. Gene Ontology annotation, molecular function: cysteine-type peptidase activity. The record is from RefSeq and is a predicted model, not a curated record. Lineage: Eukaryota; Viridiplantae; Streptophyta; Magnoliopsida; Solanales; Solanaceae. The transcript is spliced from 3 exons.
UUUUUAAGCCCCAAAACUCUAUAUCAUGACGGAAAAAAUGAUCUCCCUGAAGAUUUUGUUUUUGGCUCGUGUCAUAUAAACAAGAAGGACUGGUUCGAGGCGCUUGCACAUAGUGGUCGACCUUUGAAAGACACGCAUUUGGAUGUCAUAUUUUACUAUCUGAGGAAGAAGGCAAAGUAUGGACCUAAUCUUGCCGUAAAGUUUACUACAACAGACUUUUAUUUCAACAAGAAGCUUUAUUUACUCUAUAUGGAGUUUGAGGAAAAAGGUCAAGAUUUUUAUGCGAUCCCAAAAGAGCAUGGAGUAGAAGAGUACAUUAGAGGUUGUUGUUGUGAUACAAAUGUAGCUUGGCACAAAGUUGAUCAUGUGUUAUUCCCAAUUUAUGUUGAUCGGGGAAAAUCUAAAUUGGGACAUUGGAUUUUGGGUGUCUUUACCUUCAGUGAUUGGUGUAUCCAUGUGUACGACUCCCAACGUGAUUCAAAAAAUGAUAAACUUGUUAUGAAAACUCUGUUACCUUACAAAACAUUGCUACCGUACUUCCUAGAAAAGUCCAAAUUCAAUGUUAAGAGGGGCAUUGACAAAACUCAAAGUGAUGCUUUGCUGAUAAAUCUGGUUGAUAACCUGCCACAACAAAUCAAUAGUGAUUGCGGAGUUUUUGUUGCUGUCUUUGCUGAUUAUUUCUGUUACACCCCACACUUUCAGAGCAUGAGCAUGACAUGUACAUCACCGUAGCAACGAAGUAUAGGAGAUCUCCCAUGAUGUUUUGGAAGAUACAAGCCAUGGGAAGUAUGUAACAACGAAAUAAAAAGACGAAUUACGAUCUCGUAAGUCGUAAUCGGGAAAGAGUGUUUUGAAACACGAGAACAUGGCCAUUAUUAGUAUAAUAAGUGAUAAAUAUCAUGUAUGGAGAGUUUCGGAAUAUUUUGAGAUCGAGCAAAUUGAAGAAAAUAAGUUCGACGAAAAUUUGAGAAAUGCUGGAAGGAUUUUUAGUCAA